CAGUCAUGGCGGACGUGUUUUCCCCUUCCAGCUGCGUAUUGUAAACCACCUUUUCAGCGUGCCGUCUCUCCGUGGGGGGGUUUAGUGGAGGGGCUGCGGAAGGCAGCUGAAGCCCCCGACACCCACCCGGCGGGGACUUCACAGCCGGCUUGUUUUGAUGGACCGUCCAUGCAAGAAGCAGCAGGGCCCAGGACAAAGACAAAGCAGGCUGACAUCCUGACCCACUGAUAGUUCCGUUGCUCUGGAAAGUGAGACGUAAAGCUAAUAAUGGGUGAAGUGACUGUUGAUCUUGAUCAGGAGGCGAUGAAGCAGGACGUCUACUUGGUGCAUCUUCCCGACCCAGUGCUGACAAUUCUCUCCCCGCCUCCGCCUUUCCUACCUGCCAUGGGUGUACCGACCAUGCUUUGGCCUCGAUGGCUCAAAGCCUUUGAAAACUAUUUGAAAGCACUCGAUGAAAAAGACCUGGUCGAGUCCAGCAAAUGUAAACUCUUACAAAACUGCCUCGGCCCAGAGGGGGAGCGUAUCUUCACCACACUGAUACAGGAGGAAACCACGUAUGCAGCGGCCGUCUCUACACUGACGGCUUUCUUCAACUCUGAUCAGAUGUCUCAAAUGCACCGCCUUCAGUUCCAUCAAAGGGCACAGAUGCCCGAAGAGUCGGUGGAAGAGUUUGUCUCUGCAUUAGCUGAACUGCUGAGGCCUUGUUACAAUGGAAACCUACAAGAAAAACUUAUCGUGGAUCAACUCAUCAGCAAAACGAACUACCCGCAACUCAGAAAAAGGCUGCUGCUGGAGGGGAGGGAGUCUCUGACGUUGAGCACAGCUUUGGCCAUCGGUAAAGAGGUAGAGUCUGAUUUCAGCCACUCCCAGGUCUUUGAAAUUCACGAGGUCAGUGUGGACAUAGAGGAUGAUUUAGAGCCCCCAGUGAAAAGACGAAGGGGAAGGCCUCGGCGUGGGGAGGAGAGGCCGAAAGCAAACUUACAGUUGACCAAAGCACCAAAAAGAUCAACUAGACACAAAGAUAACAAAUAUAGCCGGAAGCGUUGCGGUGGCGCUGAAGAGCCGGAGACUGGGAAGACUCAGUGUCCAGAUGAUGAGGAUGUCGGAGCUUCAUCGUCAUCACUGACAGUGAGAGAAGACAAAGAAGAUGGCAAUGAUGACGACGACGACUUUUCCCCCUUUCCAACAAAACCAAAAGGCCCCUGCUGUCCCAUCUGUGUCAACAGGCGCUUCAGAGACGCGAACAAGCUCGCCAGGCACAUGAGGACGCACACGAAGGAGAAACCGUACAGCUGUCCCGUCUGCGCUCUGACUUUCAGCCAGUCGUACCACAUGACCCGACACCUGAAGAAACAGCACGAGACAAGCAGACACGUCUGCACCACCUGUGGGCAAGGCUUCGACAGUUCAGCAGAGCUGCAGAGUCACAAGUCGACACAUAAGUCUGCGGUCCUGUCGUGUCCGCAGUGUCAUAAAAAGUUCACCAACAGAGACGUGUUCUCCUGCCAUGUUGAAUGGCACAACAGGCCUCAGUCCGGCAGAACUAAAGAGACAGGGUUUCAGUUCAGUGAAACUAAAGUGAAAAUUGAAGAAAUUGCAGACGUAGGUGAAGUGGCAAACUGUAAUACCAGUGAUUUGGUGGGUAAAGAGGUUGAAGGUGAUGCAGCUUCAUCAAAGAACAUCUCCGAGGAUACACCUGUCGAUGAAGGCAAAAAGAAAGGAAAAGGAGCCUCCAAGUCUCAAAAAGGGCAUUUUUGUCCCAUCUGUGUCGGCAGGCGCUUCAGAGGUCCAAACAAACUUGCCAGACACAUGAGGAAGCACACAAAAGAGAAACCCUUCAGCUGUCCGGUCUGCUCUCUAACCUUCAGCCAGUCGUAUCACAUGACCCGACAUGUCAGGAAGCAGCAUGGCCUGGGCCAGUACGUCUGCUCCAGGUGUGGAGAAGGUUUUAGCAGCUGGUUGGAGCUGAAAACCCACAGGAGGACUCACACCAUUGCAGGCCUUACGUGUCUGGCAUGUGACAAACAAUUCAAGGACAAAUCUGCUCUGGCAAGUCAUCUUAAAGGCCACAAGAAGGUGGAGUCAAGCCCCCAAAGCCUCAUUUGUGGCGAAUGUGGAAAAGUGUUUAGUCGAAUGUAUCAUCUGAAAAGACAUAUAAUGACACAUCGCAAAGCAUCAAACACCGAGUGUUACAAAUGCCCCGAUUGUCACAGAGACUUUGCCUUUCCUGAGGACCUCAACAAGCACUUGGAGAUUCACGUCAAGGAAAACAAGGGGACUUGCCCUAAAUGCAACGAGAACUUUGGCAGCCUGAAAGAGCUGCAGACGCACAUGGAGGUUCAUCAGAAGUCGUACAGCUGCAGCAUCUGUGAGAAGAAAUUUAAGGUGGAGUAUGCACUGAAAAAGCACGAGCAGGGCCACCAGAACGAGCAGUAUUACUGUUCACUGUGCAACAAACGCUUCCUCAAGCUGUCACACUACAAGAGGCACGAGAUGGUCCACGGCAGGCGAGAGUCCAGGUGUCCACACUGCGACGGCGUCUUCCUCCAGGUCACCGCCCUGAAGUAUCACCUGCGGACUCACACUGAAGAAAGGCCUCACCAGUGCAGCUGCUGCAUAGAGACCUUCGAACUGAAAGAAGAACUGGAGCAGCAUUGUCUCAGACACAGGAAAUUCAAGAAGGAGCGGCCGUACUCCUGCACCCGCUGCGAUUGCGCCUUUUCCACCCUCGUUGAGCUGACGGCGCACAUGGCUUCGCACGAGGGGGAGCAGCCGGUCACGUGCCCCGUCUGUGGCCGGACGUUCCUCAACAAGAAGAAGCUGGAGAAGCACUUGACCAUCCACACGGGGGAGAGGCCGCACCUCUGCUCCAUCUGCGGCAACGGCUUCCCGUCCGCCGCCAGCCUCAAGCUGCACGCCCACAUCCACACCGGCGAGAAGCCCUUCCAGUGCUCGCAGUGCAGCAAGAGCUUCAGGUCGACCAGCGGGCUGCGCCUGCACAGCAGGCAGCACAUGGAGGCGCCGCCCAGCUACGAAUGCCCCGAGUGUGGCAGGACUUACGGCCGCAUGACCGAACUGAAGAUGCACCAGCGCUACCACACCGGGGACAAGCCGCACGCGUGCACCUGCUGCAGCAAGCGCUUCAUCAGCAAAGACAAACUGAACGUCCACAUGAGGAUCCACACCGGGGAGAGACCGUACUCCUGCCCACACUGUGGACAGACAUUCACGCAGACCGGGGACAGAAACAGACACAUCAGUAAACACCACCAGGCAGCAUAGUCAUCCGGAACCAAGAGGGGCUCUGUGGACUGUUAGUGUUUUUACAUGCCAGAGAUUUGAAUUAUAAAGACCUAAAUUAACGUUAACACUCACCAGUCCUGGAAGGCGUGAUUGGUAGGAUCAAGGAUUGUUUUUGUUUUUUUUAACAUUCAGAUGAAGGAUUUGCCUUUUUUAUGUUGAGAAAAAGCUAAAAAGCACCUAAAGUCAUGCGAAUCAGCCAAUAUUUCAGGUUUUACAUUUUACCACUUUCACCUAACUUAACAUCCAAAACCAAAAUAAAAUGAGUUUGCAUAUUGCACGUUAAUGAGCACUUCUCUGAGUGAGAAACACACCGGAUCACAAAUCUGUCUCAUAUGGCUGCAGAUAUAAAGAUUUUUUAAUUUUUUUUUUAUAUAUACAAGCCACGAGCAGAACAGUAGAACACAGAAGUAGAAGGCAGUUUGAUUUGGCACUUAAUGCUUCCAUUUUGGAGCUUUAUUAUCUGGGUUACACCGUGUGUUGUGCUGGUGGAGUUUAUUUGAUUCACAGGCCAAAAUAUACAACGAAAAACACUUUGCUGGAAAAUAAUUUCUCUUUGCCGAAUACCUUGUAGCCAUUUCCAGUUCGUCUCCCCUCUGCUGGUUUUACACUGCAUGACUGCUCAGUCUGUGAUGCUCGUCCACUCACGUCUGUGCCUGUGUGUCCUUGUGAAGCAUAUUUGUGACAAACUGUCACACUUGUGAGCAGCAUGUGCAACUUCAGCCUUUCAUACACUCAAUUCCUGCAACAACCUGCAGUUAUAAAUGGACAGAAGAAAAAAAAGAUUUCAGCUCGUACAUUUUUAUCCUCUCUCCCUGUUGAUGUGUUGUCAUAACAUCAUGGCAGUUUCUUUCUGCUUUUUGGAAUGUCUGUUGAGGUAUCUCUGUGAAAAAGCAUUUUUGUAAUUGUGUUUUGAAAAGUGCCAUAAAAAUAAACCACUUAUUCACUCUA
Messenger RNA from Salarias fasciatus (jewelled blenny), 4251 nucleotides. RefSeq names its product zinc finger protein 665-like. Gene Ontology annotation, biological process: regulation of transcription by RNA polymerase II. The transcript has 2 exons. Gene Ontology annotation, molecular function: RNA polymerase II cis-regulatory region sequence-specific DNA binding; DNA-binding transcription activator activity, RNA polymerase II-specific. Bases 268 to 3282 code for a protein of 1004 amino acids. The record is from RefSeq and is a predicted model, not a curated record. Gene Ontology annotation, cellular component: nucleus. NCBI's taxonomy places the organism in Eukaryota, Metazoa, Chordata, Actinopteri, Blenniiformes, Blenniidae.